This is a messenger RNA of Euleptes europaea (tarantolino), 952 nucleotides long. RefSeq names its product four and a half LIM domains 3 (gene FHL3). Lineage: Eukaryota; Metazoa; Chordata; Lepidosauria; Squamata; Sphaerodactylidae. The transcript has 5 exons. Gene Ontology annotation, molecular function: transcription coregulator activity; actin binding. The coding region runs from base 13 to 855 and encodes 280 amino acids. Gene Ontology annotation, biological process: actin cytoskeleton organization. The record is from RefSeq and is a predicted model, not a curated record. Gene Ontology annotation, cellular component: Z disc; stress fiber; nucleus.
UCAGUCGGUAGCAUGACGGAGGGGUUCGAUUGCGCGAGCUGCAAGGAGACCCUGUAUGGGCGCAAGUACAUCCAGGUGGACGAAGGGCCGUUCUGCAUCCCUUGCUACGAUGCCCGCUUUGCCAACACCUGUGACGAGUGCAAGGAGCUUAUUGGGCAUGACUGCCGGGAGCUCUACUACGAAGACCGCCAUUACCACGAGGGCUGCUUCCGGUGCUUCCGCUGUGACCGCUCAUUGGCUGACGAGCCCUUCACUUGCCAGGGAGAGGAGCUUCUCUGCAAUGACUGCUACUGCCGGGAGUUCUCUUCCCAGUGUGUUGCCUGCCAGCAGAUUGUCAUGCCAGGUUCCCGGAAGCUGGAGUACAACGGGCAGACGUGGCACGAGCACUGCUUCCUCUGCACCAGCUGCCAGCAGCCCAUCGGGGCCCACUCCUUCAUCCCCGACCAGCAGGACCACUACUGCGUCCCCUGCUAUGAGAGCAAGUUCGCUCCCCGCUGCACACGCUGCAAGAAGUCGUUGACCAAGGGAGGAGUGACCUACCGGGACGAGCCAUGGCACAAGGAGUGCUUUGUCUGCACCAGCUGCCGGGCGCCCCUGGCCGGGCAGCACUUCACCUCCCAGGACGACCAGCCGUACUGCGUGAAAUGCUUUGGAAACCUCUACGCCAAGAAGUGCAACGCGUGCACAAAGCCCAUCACGGGGUUCGGAGGGGGCAAAUACGUCUCCUUCGAGGAUCGGCACUGGCACCACAACUGCUUCAGCUGCUCCCGCUGCGCCGCCUCGCUGGUGGGGAAGGGCUUCAUCCCCGAGAACGAGGAGAUCCUGUGCCGCGACUGUGCUAGCGGCGACCUCUGAAAUGCCGCCAGGCCACCUGUCCUUCAGGCUUUGCAUGUGCCCAAAUCCCUUCCUGGAGCAGCGGGGCAGGAGGGGGUGGGCGGGUGCCCUCCCCAGG